AUGGCUCCAUCUCCCAGGAGAAGCAGUAGGAAAGAUGCCAACGCCUUGCCAAGCAUGUCCUCAACUUUCUGGGCUAUCAUGAUCCUGGCCAGUCUCCUAAUCGCUUACUGCAGUCAACUGGCUGCAGGUACAUGUGAGAUUGUUACUUUGGACAGAGAUAGCAGUCAGCCCCGAAGGACUAUAGCCCGACAAACGGCGCGCUGUGCAUGUAAAAAGGGACAGAUUGCCGGUACAACAAGAGCGAGGCCAGCCUGUGUUGAUGCACGAAUUAUCAAAACAAAACAGUGGUGUGAAAUGCUUCCAUGUUUAGAGGGAGAAGGCUGUGAUUUGCUAAUCAAUAAAUCAGGCUGGACCUGUACACAACCAGGAGGACGAAUAAAGACGACCACGGUCUCCUGACAAAUGCAGCAACACAGAAUCCUC
Messenger RNA from Calypte anna (Anna's hummingbird), 423 nucleotides. It is a transcript of the gene TAFA5, whose product is annotated as TAFA chemokine like family member 5. The transcript has 4 exons. Gene Ontology annotation, molecular function: G protein-coupled receptor binding; receptor ligand activity. Lineage: Eukaryota; Metazoa; Chordata; Aves; Apodiformes; Trochilidae. The record is from RefSeq and is a predicted model, not a curated record. Gene Ontology annotation, biological process: G protein-coupled receptor signaling pathway. Bases 1 to 399 code for a protein of 132 amino acids.